AUGAAGAUCCUCGCCAUCCUCGCCUUUGUUCUGGCUGCGCUACUCAGCACAGUCCACGCCCAGAACGGUACCUACUCUACCACUACGUCCACCGUCACGAAGACGGUUUAUCACACCGUGACCACCUCGGUCAACAUCGCCACUCAGCCUGGCUUCGCGCCUCAUGGUCCUGCCUUCGGCUCUUCCGCCUAUGCUGAGUACGAUCCUUCUGUCGAGCUGAAGAGCAUGGUCGUGCAGACCAUCCAACUCACUUCCACCAUCUACUCGACUGAGGUCGACGGUGUGGUCGUCACAUCUCUGAGCACUGUCGUUGCUCCCGUCACCUCUACAUCCCUCCAAGAAGUCAUCUCUACCGACUUCCAGGAAGUUACCUCGACCACUACCAAGCACGCUGGCACCACUGUCACUGCCACCACAACUUCACUGGUCGUCUCGGCUUCGACCCCUAGCGUAGCUGCCACUAGCCUCACCAUUCCGCAGGAGGUUGCGCAGAUGUGGGGUCUGAACGGAAGUGAGCAGGUGGAGGUCAAAUCUUGGUUGGUCUUCAGUGUGGGUUUGCUGGGAGUGGCUCACUACCUAUUCUUUGCUCACCACUGA
This is a messenger RNA of Aureobasidium vineae, 597 nucleotides long. The record is from the annotation of a GenBank genome assembly. Lineage: Eukaryota; Fungi; Ascomycota; Dothideomycetes; Dothideales; Saccotheciaceae.